AUGUUACUAUUUAGCUUAUCUGAGCAUCUUACAAAAUUUCAAACAUGCGAUAAAUCUGCAUUUCCAGAAGUGGAAAAUCCAUCUCGUUUGCUUAACUACGUUAUUGACAGUUUAGCUAUUUCACCAGAUCAAAUUACAGAAGAGGACACAUUUGAUGCUCUAUUAGGUUUGUGUCAAAGUUUUAAACAUCUACCUAUAAAAUUACAGACCCAAUUGACGUAUUUAGUUGCUUCAUCAUUGAAUUCUUGUGCAAAAGACAUCAAAGCUAAUAUUCAACCUGAUAUAGACUAUAAUGAACUAAUUGAUUUGAUACCUAGAUGGAAGUCUCAUUUAGAAAUUUAUUCAUACCUAGUACACGUCCUGCUAUUUUUCCAACAAGAGAGCAUACGUGGUAUACUUUCACAGAAAUCAGUUAAUAAAAAGGGAAGAAAAGAAAGUUGUCUUCAUGCUAAUGUAGAUGUUUUUCGAAAGAUUAUUAACCAAGUAGAAUCCUUAUGUGAAUCAAUUAUAAGUGUAUUGAAUUUAGAUUUAGCUAUGAUUUUUCAAACAACUCCAGAAAGGGAUUUAUUUGUUAUGAUGUUUACACGACCUUUGCACUCAUUAAUGGAUAUUGAAGCAACAGUGAAGAUAGCGUCUUUAAAAACAAUUAUUCAACGAAUUAUAUGUCUUUCAGUGAAAAAUCAUGGACAAUCGCUAAAUGUCCAAACAUUUAUUAUAUCUGAUUUAACUUAUUUUUUACAUCUAUCUAACUUCAAUGCAGAACUACUCACGCUAUUAAAUGAUGAGUUUAAUUUUUCUCAAUUAACUGAAGAUGUUUUAAAGGAAAUUGGUAGUCGAAAAUUCAAUAUCAGAGAUACUACAGGUCCUAAAUCAGCAUCUACUUUUUUAGUUAAAUUAUCAGAACUAUCACCUCUAAUAAUGCUACGGCAAAUGUCACAGUUAAUAACUUUAUUGAACAGUAGUGUUGUAACACUUAGAUCGGCCCUUGUGGAAUCAUGCGGUAAUAUCCUUGUUAGUUUGAUAUUAGAUAUAUCAGAUGAUGUUUCGCAAAGACCAGGUGUAUCUCAUCAACAAAUUGAUACAUUAAUCGAGCUUUUAGAAGAAAGAUUUUGUGAUGCAAAUCCUUAUGUAAGAACGAAGGCUAUACAGGGUUGUCUUAAAGUAAUUAGUCUACCAAAAACAAUAAAUUCAAGAUUCAAAACAGAAUUUACAAAAUUAGCAGUUAGAUCGUUAUCAGACAAAUCAUCAUUGGUUAGGAGAAAUGCUAUCAAACUACUUUCAAAAUUACUAUUAAAACAUCCUUUUACUGGAGUACAUGGUGACCAGUUGAAAUUAACAGAUUGGUUAGAAUAUUUAAAAGCUGUAAAGAAGAAGGUCCAAGAAAAUGAAAAAAGUUCUGUUCUACCUAAUAAUAUAAAUGCUGAUGAUUCUAUAUCAGAUGUUGAAAAUUCUAUUACUGACAUGCAUUCAGGUUUGGAUUUGGGGAACCCUACACAAACUAUUAAAUUGAAGCUGUUAGAAAAAUACUAUAAUGAUGCUGUUGAAUUUAUUGAACAAAUUCAUAAGGCAAUUAAUUUGGUAUCUGCUUUAUUAUUUUCAAAAAAUAGAAACGAGAUAUUAGAAGCUAUGGAUUUUUUGGUUUUAACAGAGGCAUUUAGUCUGGAACCUAGCAUGAAAGCAAUCAAAAAGAUGCUACAUCUUGUUUGGGUAAAAGGUACCAACGAUGAAGGUACGAGUAUCACAACCCAUUUACUUGACUGUUACAAGCAGCUUUUUUUUUCAGUGCCAGAUAACCUAACGGCGAUUAAUGCUUCUAAGUACAUUGCAGAUAAUUUAAUUGAUAUUACUAUUGGCUCUUCUCUUUCCGAUCUGACUUCUUUGGAAAAACUUUUAUGUUCAAUGUACAAGGAAGGUAUGAUUACUGGUGAAAUUAUUAACGUAUUAUGGGAUAUUUAUAAAUAUCCACUAACAUAUGAGGAUUAUAACACGUCCAUUAUGCUGAAAAAUAAGAUUCAUGGUUCCAUUAUAAUUCUUGGUAUGUUAGCAUUGGAAGAUAACUCAAUAAUAAGUAAAGGGCUACCUUAUUUACAAAGAGUUGGUUUAGAUUCUAUUGGUGAAUUGGAUUUAACACUUUGUAAGUACACAUGUAUUGCAUUGCAAAGAAUUGCUUCGAAGAGUGAAGAUUUAGCUGUUGAUAAGGUACAAGAGGAAAUCAUAGUAAAAAAAAUAUAUUCCAAAAUUAUCAAGUAUACCACUAAUCCUCAAUUUUAUCCGAUGUGUGAACAGGCUAUUGCUGCACUAUUUGUAGUCUCUUCACAACCCGAUUUUGUGGUAUCUAGUUUAAUCAAAGAAAAGACGAUGAUGACAUUUGGGAAUCCAGAAGAACCUAGUGAAUUGUCGUCAUCAAAAGAUAUAUCUAGGAUAACAUCCCUAAGUCAACUACUAUUUAUAGUUGGACAAGUUGCUGUAAAAACACUGGUAUAUAUAGAGAAGUGUGAAGGUCAAUUUAAAAAAAGAAAACUUUCUGCUGAAAAUACGAAUAGAAAUGAUGGUCAAGAAAGCUUUGAUCCUGAAGAAACUAAAUAUUCUACCGACAAGACGAAAACAGAUGAGCUCGCUAUGAUUGGUGGGACCAAUGAGGAUGAUUUUUGCGAUGCUAUUCAGUUUAUAAAGGAAGAAGAAUUAUUAUUUGGUAGCAAUUCUUUACUUGGGCAGUUUUGUCCUCUUGUUGAGUCAAUAGUCUCGAACUCUUUAAGGUUUAAUGACACAAUGCUUCAAAGAACGGCAUGUUUAUGUUUAGAAAAAUUGAUGUGUAUUUCUUCUAAAUAUUGUGAGAAGGCAUUGCCAUUAUUAAUUACUGUUAUGGAAAAAUCGCCAGAUCCUGUUGUAAGAUCAAAUGCAAUUUUGGGUUUAGGUGAUAUGGCGGUUUGUUUCAAUAGUUUGGUGGAUGAAAAUACAGACUACUUGUAUCGUAGAUUGCAUGAUAGUGAUAUUAUGGUCCAAAGAACAUGUUUAAUGACUAUUACAUUUUUAAUUUUGGCUGGACAAGUUAAAGUCAAGGGUCAGUUAGGUGAAAUGGCAAAAUGUUUAGAAAAUUCGGAUCACACUAUAAGUAACAUGUGUCGAUUAUUUUUCACUGAACUAGCUGCGAAAGAUAAUGCUAUCUAUAAUGGCUUUAUUGAUAUUUUCAGUAACUUAUCAUCUGAUAAGGCAUUAGAAAGGGAUAAUUUUAAAAAAAUUAUGAAAUUUCUAAUCUCAUUUAUUGAUAAGGAAAGGCAUCAGAAGCAAUUAAGUGAAAAGUUAUUUGCAAGAUUGACGAGUUGUACAAGUCAGGAACAAUGGGAUGAUAUAGCAUUUGUAUUAAACUGUAUUCCAUAUUCAGAUGAGACUAUAAAUGCAAGAUUGAAAGAGGGGUUCAAAUUGGUAAAAGUCAAUUAG
Messenger RNA from Arxiozyma heterogenica, 3438 nucleotides. RefSeq names its product condensin subunit YCS4 (gene YCS4). Bases 1 to 3438 code for a protein of 1145 amino acids. Gene Ontology annotation, molecular function: histone binding. Gene Ontology annotation, cellular component: condensed chromosome, centromeric region; nucleus; condensin complex. Gene Ontology annotation, biological process: mitotic cell cycle; mitotic chromosome condensation; meiotic chromosome condensation. The transcript has a single exon. The record is from RefSeq and is a predicted model, not a curated record. Lineage: Eukaryota; Fungi; Ascomycota; Saccharomycetes; Saccharomycetales; Saccharomycetaceae.